Molecule: messenger RNA, 450 nt
Organism: Musca vetustissima
Lineage: Eukaryota; Metazoa; Arthropoda; Insecta; Diptera; Muscidae
Product: putative cyclin-dependent serine/threonine-protein kinase DDB_G0272797/DDB_G0274007
Exons: 1
Source: RefSeq, a predicted model, not a curated record
AUGGCGACAAAGAAUAUCUCCUUGAUUUCGGUCAUUGGCCUUUGUUGGCUGGCCAUCUGCGUGGAAGCAGUGCCACUAAGUCAACAACAGCAGCAACAUGCCCAGCUGCAAUUGCAAAUGCAACAACAGCAUCAACAAUCGCCACAUCACAACAAUUACAAACAACAACUACAAUAUCAAAUGCAACAAAAGGAUAAAUUCGAGUAUCAACAGCAUAUGAAACAGCAACAACAAUACUAUCAACAACACUACCAGCAGCAGCAACAACAACAUUUGGAUAAGCAACAGUCGCCGCUGCAGCAACAGCAGUUUCAUGAAAUACCUUCGCCAACGGCAAUGGAUUUAUUAGCCGAUCAACAGCAGCAGCAACAACAACGGCAACAGUUAGAACAUGAACUCCAACAAUCACAACAACAACACCAGUCGUAUUUAGUCGUUCAACCAACACAG